AUGGGUGGAGUCCGGGGUGUGGGGGAGGACCAAGACAAAUGCUCCAACCUCAACCGGGACUGGACACAUGCUGCUAGGGCCAGAGCGGCAAGAAACCACCCAGAGCAGCAACAAACCACCCAGAGCAGCAACAAACCAUCCAGAGUGGCAACAAACCACCCAGAGCGGCAACAAACCACCCAGAGCAGCAACAAACCACCCAGAGCAGCAACAAACCAUCCAGAGUGGCAACAAACCACCCAGAGCGGCAAGAAACCACCCAGAGCAGCAAGAAACCACCCAGAGCAGCAGGAAACCACCCAGAGCAGCAACAAACCACCCAGAGCAGCAACAAACCACCCAGAGUGGCAACAAACCACCCAGAGCAGCAACAAACCACCCAGAGUGGCAACAAACCACCCAGAGCAGCAACAAACCACCCAGAGUGGCAAGAAACCAUCCAGAGAGGCAACAAAUCACCCAGAGCGGCAACAAACCACCCAGAGCGGCAACAAACCACCCAGAGUGGCAAGAAACCACCCAGAGCGGCAAGAAACCAUCCAGAGCGGCAACAAACCUCCCAGAGUGGCAACAAACCACCCAGAGCAGCAACAAACCACCCAGAAUGGCAACAAACCACCCAGAGCAGCAAGAAACCAUCCAGAGCAGCAACAAACUACCCAGAGCGGCAACAAACCACCCGGAGUGGCAAGAAACCACCCAGAGCCAGGCACUAUGAGGUUUGAGAGAUUUCAACUCACCUGCAAAUUCACUCAGCUGGAGCAAGUUGCCAAGAGACGAGAGCAGGUUGUUGGGGUAGGAUCAGGUUGUGAAGAGCCUAAUGGAGCCCUCCUGGUUCUCAUUAUACAAUAUUCAUCCCUCAGCCAACUAUACUGGCGCACUUCCGACUUUUGCAUGUGCCUGCUGAGUGAAGUAUCGUGCAAGUGUGCGAUGAUGUCAGGACCCUCGCCCGACACCUCCUCUCACAAUCUCAUGCCUGAUCAGUUACCUGGUAAACAGAUGGAAGAUCCUCCAGCUGGUCUGACUAAAGCCAUCCCGGAACUUGUUGUAGAUUACAAUGUUGUGCCUUGCAAUGCUGAUUUGUCACGACUUGCUACACUGGUCUGGCUGAAACCUGCCCAAUGUCUGUUUGAAAUGUGGGCUGCACAGGGAGCUGGCCAGAUGACCAUUGACCGAUCCUCAAUGUCCAUUACUGUUGAGAUUUUGAGAGAAGAUAAUAACACUUUUGUUUUGACUCGGAAGUACCCUGUACCCCCUUGCAGCUACUUCUUCCCUGAGCCAGCAGAACUGGCCUAUCAAAUGGGACCUAGCAUUGUUAGCAAGAAUGGCAGCCGUAUUGAACAUGUAUUGCCAGGACAGAGCUUCAGGUGGUGGAAAGUGCCUUUGACAAGGUCCCUCAUGAUGUCCACCUCGAGCGGCAAGUCCGGCAGUCAGCAGGAGGACUUGGACACACUGCCCCGUGACGAUGUCGUCCUGAUCGAGGUGGCCUGGGAAGUGACCAACAAAGUUGGAGGUAUCUACACUGUAAUUCAAACCAAGGCAAAGAUCACAAUUGAUGAAUGGGGCGAGAAUUACGUGAUGAUGGGCCCAUAUUUUGAGCAUAACGCAAGGACACAGGUGGAGCUGGUGGAACCACACAACACUGCUAUCAAACGGACCAUCGAUUCAAUGAAUUCCAAAGGCUGUAAGGUGUACUUUGGGCGCUGGUUAAUUGAGGGCAAUCCUUGUGUUAUCCUGUUCGAUGUUGGAGCUACAGCUUGGAGCUUGGACCGUUGGAAAGCAGAGUUGUGGGAUUGUUGCGCUAUUGGGAUUCCUUGGUAUGAUCGAGAGGCAAAUGAUGCUGUUCUCUUUGGUUUUCUCAUCACCUGGUUCCUAGGAGAGUUUGUUUCUCAGUGUGGAGGGAACUGCCCGUUUAUCAUCACCCACUUCCAUGAAUGGCUGUCUGGCAUUGGUUUGAUUAUGUGCAGAACCCGCAAUAUUCCUGUUGCCACGAUCUUUACAACACAUGCUACGUUAUUGGGACGCUAUCUCUGUGCUGGAAAUGUCGACUUCUACAACAACAUUGCCCAUUUUGAUGUAGAUCGGGAGGCAGGAGAGAGGCAGAUCUACCAUCGAUACUGCAUGGAGCGAGCAGCAGUACAUUGUACUCAUGUUUUUACUACAGUAUCACAAAUCACAGCAGUGGAAGCAGAACAUCUACUCAAAUGCAAACCUCAUGUAGUGACUCCAAAUGGACUGAAUUUGAAGACAUUUUCUGCAACUCAUGAGUUUCAGAAUUUACACUCAAAGAGCAAGAUGCGGAUUCAGGAGUUUGUCAGGGGCCAUUUCUAUGGCCAUUUGGAUUUUGACCUGGAUAAGACCAUCUAUUUCUUCAUUGCUGGGCGAUACGAAUUUACCAAUAAAGGUGCAGAUGUAUUCCUGGAAGCAUUAUCCCGUCUCAACUAUCUCCUCCGGGUUCAUCAAAGUCGUGUGACAGUGGUUGCAUUCUUCAUCAUGCCUGCACGAACCAACAACUUCAAUGUGGAGUCAUUGAAAGGACAAGCAAUUCGUAAACAGCUAUGGGACUCAGUAAACAUAGUGAAGGAGAAGUUUGGGAAGAAGCUGUAUGAAACCUUGCUGGUUGGAGAGUUACCAGAAGCGAAUAAAAUGAUUGACCAAGAGGAUUUCGUUAUGAUGAAGAGAGCCCUACUUUCUACCCAGCGCCACUCAUUGCCUCCAAUUUGCACACACAACAUGCUGGAUGACUCAACAGACCCAAUUCUGAUUACAAUCCGUCGUAUAGGCUUGUUCAACCAUCCCAAUGACCGAGUAAAGGUAAUCUUCCAUCCAGAAUUCCUGAGUUCCACCAGCCCACUGCUUCCACUCGACUAUGAAGAGUUUGUACGUGGCUGUCACUUGGGGGUAUUUCCUUCAUACUACGAACCAUGGGGUUAUACACCAGCGGAAUGCACGGUGAUGGGAAUUCCCAGUGUUUCCACCAAUUUAUCUGGCUUUGGCUGCUUUAUGGAACAACACAUCACGGACCCGUCUUCAUACGGGAUCUAUAUUCUGGAUCGUCGCUUUAAGAGCCUGGAUGAAUGCUGCAAUCAAUUAACCUCAUUCCUCUACAGCUUCUCUCAACAGUCGCGACGGCAACGGAUCAUUCAGAGAAAUCGGACAGAACGGCUCUCUGACUUGCUGGACUGGCGCUACCUUGGCCGGUACUACAGCCAUGCCAGACUCUUGGCCCUUGCCAAAGCCUUUCCCAGUGACUUCAGCCAUGAACCUGAGGAAUUGCCUCCUGGUUAUAAACAUUACCACUAUUCACGGUCUCCGUCAUACCCACCAUCCCCAUCCUUCUCCUACUACUCCAGCCCUUAUUACAGUGACAGUGAGAAUGAACAAUACAAUGAGGAACAGGAGGCUGAGAAAGAUCGUCAAAGUAUCAAGAUGGACUCCAUGUUGGAUCUAGUUCAUGAACAGAACAAAAAUGUGGAAGACUCUUUUGCAGCAUUUAGAAAUUCCAGUAUCAGUAAUCCUAGCACACCUCCUAGACCAAGUGAUCCCUCUAGUACUACAACGAGCAGUCCCAGCAAGCCCACCAAUCCCAGUGAAGCCAACAAGCCGACCAAUCCCAGCACUUUAAACAGUCCCAGCAAACCCGUCAAUCCCAGUGAUGCCAAUAAUCUGACCAAUCCCAGCACCUCAAGUAGUGCUAGCAAACCCACCAAUCCCAGUGAUGCCAAUAAUCUGACCAAUCCCAGCACCUCAGGUAGUGCUAGCAAACCCACCAAUCCCAGUGAUGCCAAUAAUCUGACCAAUCCCAGCACCUCAGGCAGUGCUAGCAAACCCACCAAUCCCAGUGAAGCCAAUAAUCUGACCAAUCCCAGCACCUCAGGCAGUCCUGGCAAACCCACCAAUCCCAGUGAUGCCAAUAAUCCGACCAAUCCCAGCACCUCAGGCAGUCCUAGCAAACCCUCCAAUCCCAGUGAAGCCAACAAGCCGACCAAUCUCAGCAGGACUACCGAUGCUAGCAGUGCCUAG
This is a messenger RNA of Carcharodon carcharias (great white shark), 4023 nucleotides long. RefSeq names its product glycogen [starch] synthase, muscle-like. NCBI's taxonomy places the organism in Eukaryota, Metazoa, Chordata, Chondrichthyes, Lamniformes, Lamnidae. Gene Ontology annotation, biological process: glycogen biosynthetic process. Gene Ontology annotation, cellular component: cytoplasm. The transcript is spliced from 26 exons. The record is from RefSeq and is a predicted model, not a curated record. Gene Ontology annotation, molecular function: alpha-1,4-glucan glucosyltransferase (UDP-glucose donor) activity. The coding region runs from base 1 to 4023 and encodes 1340 amino acids.